UAUGUUGAAAUAAAUAUAUUUUCACUGAGCUAAAUUGAACUUACAUAAAAACGCUUAGACCUAUGGCACCGCGGCCAAGUUUUAAAAACUGUCUGCCUAUAACCCAUAGAUGUCUCAAGGGAUCGAUAAGCAAUUGUCACAGUAGAUUUUGACUAAAGGCGGACUUUUGUAUUAACCUCUUGUAUGUUUAUAUCUACAUCCUACAUCAUUAAUAGGAUGAUAAGCUGUGAGCCUUUGAGUCUCACAACAGCCGACAUAGACAUAUCACAGUCAAUUAAGCGUAAUCAGUUAUAUAAAUUGUGGGUAAUACAAUGUUCCUUGCAUGUUUUAGUUUUCUGCUUGUCGGCUUGUUUACUUAUCUAGACUAUUCGAAUAGAUAAUGAUGUACCAAGCUUGUGCAGUUCAUAUCAGAUUAAUGUUUGUAGAUCCUAAUGUGACCCAUACGAGACACAAAAAAGAGGACAUGUGGGAAAAGAUUGUUUACACCUGCAUGAUACCAAACAAAACGUUUUAUCCACGAUACCACAAUACGAAAAGGCGGCUCAAAGAUCUCCAGCAAAGAUUUGCCGACUUUGAUGCUACCCUUAGAUGUAGCUCGGGCACAGCUUUGCAAGAAAGUUUUGGAGGAGAUGUGCGCUUCAUUAUCCUAAGUAGAAAGCCUACGAAAAGUAUUGAAACGGUCAGCAAUUCUAUAUCAAAGGCACUGUUUCCAAAUGAAGAUGCAAAACAAAACUUUAUUAUGGGAAUCAGUUUGCAAAAUGUACUGAGAGAAAUAAAAACUGAAGCGAUAGUAUUCGUGCCUAGUCGAAUGUCAGAGUUUUUACACAGCAACAUCAGCAAGAACAGAGACGUUCAAUUCAUUAUUGUGACAAAUGAUUUAAAGGAGCGCAAACAACAUAUUUAUUUAUUCGAAGGUUACUCAAAUGUUAAAGUUUCUCUGGUUGAAGAUGUAAAGGAAACAGCAAGUGUAGCGCUGGAAGAAAUUAUUUUCAAACCAGUGAAGCAUACGACCGAAACCUUAGUAAACCUUCUCAAAUUCAACGGAAGACAAAACAUCCAUGAAGAUCAAAAAAAGAAACGUAGUGAACCAAAGUCGUGCAUAGGCACGAACACGUGCAGGAUGCGUUUAGCAAGGAAACGUUUAUCAGGAAAACUGGAAAAAGAAAAAAGGAAAAGGAAGACAGCCAGGAAGAUGACGAAAAGCACACAUCUUAAGACAAGUGUAACAGCGCAUGGGAAAACGAAGAACAGGGGUGCAAGAAACAGAAGAAAAGAACUGUUAGUAAGCCUGGAUUGUGUUAAGAGAUCCAAACAAGUAGAACCAAAGGAGUACAUAACAAGAAGUAAACUAAAAGCUUCUAAUACCAAAGUGUUUGAAGAAAAGAUACAAAAGCAUAGAGAUUCGCUCGAACGUCUCCUUGGUGAAAUAUUAGGAAUGUAUGACAGAAGUAAAGUACCAGAAAACGAAAGACCAGUGACCAAUGAAAGUCUUGAGCAAAAUGUAAGUGAUGAGGUUGCAGAUAAACUGUACGCAAUCGAUGCGUCUGUGAAAAGUUGCGGAUAUCGAUUUGAAACGCUUCAAGUCUUUGUCGAUGAUACCUGCAAUGACGAAAUAAAAAACAAAGUAAGAGACGUCUUAAGAAAGAAUAAAAUAAUGAAUUAUGACAUAGUGCCCUCAAUUGGGUCUUUUAAACCAUUAUAUAAAGUAGGCGCCAAGGUCCAACCAAACCAAGACCGAAAGAGUUAUGGAACUGUUGGUGGUUUCGCAAAGAAAAACCAGAAAGGCCUGGUUGCCUUAGUGUCUAGACAUGUUGCUAUUCAUUCCUCUGACAGUAGUGUCCUUCUUCGAAAUGAGCAUAUGAAGAUUCGGGCAAAAAUUAUACCUGAAACAUUACCACCACAAGAUUCACAUGAUAAUAUACUUGACAUCUCGGCAGUUGAGAUACAGCCCACUGAUAAAGAAAAAUGUGAUACAAGAUUUAAAACUGAAGAUGGGGAUUUAACGUCUGGAAAAGAAAGUAGCUAUGAAACCAGACAACUUCGCAGUAGACACGUACAUCUCUGGGGUGGUACAACAUCACCAGGUUUGGGAAUUGUAACCAUGCCGAAUAUUCGUGACAGAGAUAGAGAUAAUACUUUUAUCAUUGUAGAAGACAGACAAAAUGCAGAUGAAUCAUUUUGUAAAGAAGGUGACAGUGGUUCCAUGGUAUGUGCGGAUGAUAUUGACGGUGAAGGUGUUGAAGUGAUCUCAAUGCUUAUCGGUGAAGAUAAUGAUCAUCGAGGCAAAUAUGCUACAUUUAGAAUAGACAAAGGUUUAGAUCAAUUAAAAAGGCAAACCAAGGAUGACUUUCAGUUAUGUAAGGACUGAAAUGGGAUACUGACAUGAGUCUUGAGUAUAUGCAUGGAGUCUAAUUGGGUUUUCACUUAUUACUCCGUCUUGAAUUAAACAGUCCAUAUGACAUUGAAGUUCACCAGACGGGUACCAGUACUAAAUAUCCUCCCUGAAUAUUUUCAGCCGACACAAAAGCUUUUGAUUUAGCCCUGAUUUUUAUAUCAAAAUAUAGUGAAGAAAUAAAUCCGACUCGCUGUCUAUUUUCCAGUCAGUUCGCAACCGAAAUAUGGAAAAUACUUCUAUUCAAAAUAUUCUUCUCAGGUUUCAUGCACUAGCGUUCAAAAGGUCUACCUAGUCAUGUUGGGUUUUAUGGAAACAAUCGUGCUGAAUCCCUUUUAUUACCACAAUCUAAUUUGAAAUUACCAUGUACUGAUUUAAGGCAAAAUAUCAACAAAUAUAUUUUAUCUAAAUGUCAAUCGUCAUGGAAGAAUACUUCGUUCAAUAAACUUCAUGAUAUUAAACCUACUUUAGUUGAAUGGCACCAAGGGAACAGAUCUGUUCGCAGGUAGGAAGUGUUCUUUCUCGUUGUCGAAUAGGUCUUGCCCGUUUGACUCAUUAUUAUCUACCGAACAAAGAAGAACAACCUGUGUGGACUUUGCUCCACGGCGUAGUUUAUACUAUGACGUUCAAUCUUUGAAAGUUGUUUGAAAAAGUUUCAGUCGGUAAUAUUGUGUCCUUUUCAAAGCAGAUAGGCAUCAAUCACAAAAUCUGAACUUCAUAUAUUUUUAUUCACAUGAUUUGCAAUAUUAUUGUUUGCCACUGAUUUAUUAACCCUUUAUAUGUAUAUGCAUUUUUACAUAAAUGUUUUAAGACGUGCUUUACAAACUACUUUUAACCCUUAUAUGUUUGUACGUUAUUUUUACAUAAUUGUUUUUAGAGACGCUUACAAUUUACAUUCUCAAAACAUGGCAUUUUUGUGUCGAUUAGCCGUAAAAUCUAACUUGCUCAUUCACUCACCCACUCACUUAUCAUGAGCAUUUCUUUGCCAAGCCUAUUAUAAUUGAUCUUUUUUCAUUUGGAACCCCGUCUAAGGUUCGUUUUUUUUCCAUUGCAUUACAUAUCUGAACGGACAUGUAAUAAACAUUUUUGAACAUAUAGAAAUAUAACAACGUCGGCCUUUCAUAGUGGUUAGUAUAAAAAUACAAUGAUGGGUUAGUAAUAACAUAAAAACACACAAAAAAAAAGAUUGAAUACGUGAGUAGACUACCGUGGUGUGGUGUGUAUUAUGUAUUAAAGUAAGAAUAGGAAACAUUUACAAUCGUUACUAAAAAUCUCAAGACUGUCGUACGGAACGCUGUACUUUUUUUAAGUUUUAAUCUGUUUAUCAGUUUUUGUUUGAAAUUAGUAGUAUCUUGUUUGAUGCAAUAUUUCUUAGAAGAAAGUUAAAUAAAAGUUUUGGAAUUGUUGUUUUUACAGUAAGUGAAGACAUUUUUGAAUGUAUCUGUCAGACCUGAUUUUCCGGAAAGAAUGAUUUCCAUUUAAUAUGAUAUUUUGUUUUACGGCGAAUGCCGUUACAAGAACGAAUUCGUGACCUUGACCGACCCAUGCCACGUGACUUCAGUUUGCAAAUCAAACUACUUGAUAACGCAUUAUAUAUAAUUUAUCAAAAUGAAAGAUUUAUGCAACACUCUGCCUGAUUGGAUGUGAGUGUCAAUUUGUUUUACUCUGCUGAUUGUGCUACGCUGAGUGAAAUGUAGACAAAGCGGUUAUCCUAACCGACGCUGUUCACAGUUUUAAAGCUAACUUUCGCUCAGUAUAUUUAGCAAGAAUAUUAAUAUAUCUCAAAAUGAUAAGUAAGUUUAAUAAGUGUGAUCAAAACCUGUUCAAAUACCAACAUAUAUCAAAUUAAAGAAAGAGCUGAAUACGUUCUGCAUAUCACAUGAAUAAGGGUGUGAUAAGAGUCUUCUAUGUAGAGAAGUGCUUUUUAAAAGAUUUUCCUUUUUACAAUUGUCGUCUUUAUAUGAAAAGGUUUCUUGCUUUUGUGACUUAUUCAGAUUGCAUAUUAAAAUGAGUACUUGUUUGCUUUGAUAUAUUUGUUAUAAAUUAUUUAACUGAUUUAUUAUAUAUGAAUAUUUUUCUUUAGUGUGGUAUGCAAAUAUUGAACUCAGUUGAAAUCUGUUUUAUUAUGUAUAUGCUACAUAAUGACUGAAUCUCAUUACAUUGAAAUGAAGGUACGCUGCAUACAGUUUAUCUACGUGAUAUGACUACGGUCAAACUUUGCUUAUGAAACAGAAAUAUUGAAAUAAUUACAGUUGUAUGUGUCCCUUGACCUUCACUUUUUUAUAGGUGUGACGUCAUUGUCCUAAGAUUCAUAAAUAGCGAAUAUGCAUUUGUUAAAGCGGGAUCAGUUGUCCUAUUUUAAGGGCCUCUUAAGCUAAAAAUAAAAAGUCCUUUAAUUGAUUUUUUCUCAUGUAUUCUCAUCAAACUUGAUUUGUAGCAUCUUUAUUAGGCCCGCAGCCAACUUUGUUCAGUUGGGACAUUUGACCCCAUUUAGGGGCUGCUAGAGCUAAAACUAGAAAUGCCUUUAGACAGCGUCUCAUGAACAGCUUGAUGGAUCUUUGUCAUACUUGGUCUGGAGCAUCAUUAUAAGGUCCUCUUCCAAAUUUAUUUAUAUAGGAACUUGGGCCCUAUUAGGGAACAUUAUAGCUAAAAGUAGAUAUGCCUUUCUUCGCAUUAACCACUAAAAUGUAAUGGAUUUUUAUCAAACUUGGUGUGUAACAAUAUCGUAAGGUUUCCUGCUAUUUUGUUACAAAUGGGGAUAUGGACAAAUUUAGCUAAAAAUAUAAACACUUUUAAUGACCUCUUCUCAUGAACCGCUUGAUGAAUCUUCAUCAAACUACAGCAGCUGUAAUUAUUCGUCUAAGGACAAACGAAACAAAAUUGCAACCCUACGAAACCUUUGUGAAAAAUCAAAAGAGAACCAUUUAAAUUGUUAAAGUGCGGUGUUUAGUUUUGCAUUUGAAAAAUGUUAGAUGAAAGAUGAAUGUUAGAUGAAAAUUUCAUCAACUUCUUUCCUUAUUAGAAUUCGCCGACCAUCUUUUUUAAAGAUAUAUCUUGUUACAUCUGGUAGUUUUUGUUUUUUCUAAAUUUUUGAAAAUGUUUUGUUUUCAAGCAAUAGGAUUAAGGCGUUUCUCAUAAUUCAUUGUUUAUUUUAUCUGGUGAUACGCUUAUAGAUUUUGUUGUUUUCCUUCCAAUUUUAAAUUGAUGCAAUAAAUCUAAUAUAGUUUAGAAAUUCGGAGUAAGGUAUAUAAUAUUCCGUUGUCAAUAUAUCAAGUGUCUUGAAUUGUUUAGUUUCAUGAAAUAAGGUUAUUUUUUUAAGAAUGUAUUAUCCAAUUUUAAUUUUUUAAUAUAUUUUUUUUAUUUAGAUUACAUUUGAAUAAAACCUCUUAUAGAUUUCCCAAUUUUUUGUUUGCUAUUUCUUUCCACAUUCCAUUUUAUUUUUUAUCCUUUUUAUCAAGCAAGCUUUAAUAGAAUUUAGGUAUAUUGGAAUGUCUACCAUGUUUAUGUCUCACAGUCAUAUUCUUAUAUUAAUAUAUCUCUUUAAAGAUUAUUUCUCUUUGAAUUCCAAAUAAAUUCAUAACUCUGUGAUUAUUUUAUCUGAUGGGUUUGAAAAUAUUGAAGUCGGGUAUUUGGGAAGGAUUAAAAAUUUUAGUAUUGAAACAUUUCAUCUCGUUGUUAAGCGUUUAAAUUUCCAAAAUAAAAAUAUAGGGAGAUAAAGGACAUCUUUGAAAAACUCCUCGAUUUAUGUUCAAUAUAUCUAAUAAAAAUUGUACAAAACAUAGCUUUAUGCAACUUGAAACUUUUAUUUUUUUAUUAAACGCCUAUUUUUACGUAAAACAUAUUCAAUGGCGUUUUACAAACACAUAUAAAAUCUACGUCUAAAAAUUAAGACAUUUUAAAGAUGUAUGAAAUAAAUGAGCAUAAAUAUCGUUGUGAAUAACUAUUUAGUAAGUAUCAAACAAAAGAUCAGGCAUCAGAUAAGAUAAAUAAAAUAUUAGAAUAUUAAGAUACAGUAAGCUGUUUUGUUAGUAAGUAAGUAAAAGUGAGUUAUUGUGACAUGUCCAUAUGUUAUUUCAAACAAUUGUACUUUUGUAUUUGUGUUAAAAUUGUUCAUAUUCGAAUGUAUUUACACAGUAAAUAUCAUCCAGUUCAUGUUGCCAAGAUAUCUUCAAAAUCACAGUCACAGGCUCUAAAGGGGGCAAAGUAAUUUCUAAAAUAAUGAGUUUUCAACUUCUUUUUGAAAACAUCUAAUGUGUCUGAGUUCCUUAUUUCGAUGGCUUCAUUUUUAAUGGCUUAAAACCCAUAAAAGUGUAAUUCUAAAAAAAAUGUAAUGAGUUUGUCAAGCGGAAUAUAUCUCUAAACCAAUAUCAUUUUACUGAUUUAAGAUAACACUUUACUUUAAAAAUAAAGGGAUUGCUUUUGAAACUUUUAUGUACGUGUGUGGAAAAACACCUAGUUUUAUGCCAUAUUAUGAUAAUUUUCUGAGUCAAGAAAACCCUCGUAUGGCUUUCUGAAACCGUUA
Molecule: messenger RNA, 6914 nt
Organism: Mercenaria mercenaria
Lineage: Eukaryota; Metazoa; Mollusca; Bivalvia; Venerida; Veneridae
Exons: 5
Coding region: 380-2368 (662 amino acids)
Source: RefSeq, a predicted model, not a curated record